Molecule: messenger RNA, 1169 nt
Organism: Suillus fuscotomentosus
Lineage: Eukaryota; Fungi; Basidiomycota; Agaricomycetes; Boletales; Suillaceae
Product: NAD(P)-binding protein
Exons: 7
Coding region: 293-1048 (251 amino acids)
Molecular function (GO): oxidoreductase activity, acting on the CH-OH group of donors, NAD or NADP as acceptor
Source: RefSeq, a predicted model, not a curated record
AUCUUGGCUUGUCCCAUGAUGAAUUCAAGUCGGGAGGGGAAAGUGCACUUGUAGAAUGCCCAUUUCCCUGCAUCAUAGGUCCUUAUAAACCCAUAGCGGCGGGGAGCAGUAGCCGAAUAACAGCCCCAAUGGCCAGUCACGUUCCCCCAUUUUAGAUAUCGAAAGGAGGUGUGAUGAACUUGUGCAAAGGUCAUGAGGAGCACAAGAUGAUAGAAGACUCAGUUCGCGGACCGGUCGACACCGUCUGCCCGUACUUCAUCCCGGAAUUCCGGAUGACGCUGUAUAUAGAGAGAUGGAUUCCCUGAGUUGUUCGACUAUGGCUUUACUGGCGAACAAGAUCGUGUGCAUAACUGGAUCGUCUCGAGGUAUUGGUCGAGCAUGCGCGGUCGAAUCGGCUAAACAUGGAGCAAUUGGUUUAAUAUUGCAUUACUUUGGAGACAAUCACUGUCAAGUAGUCGGUGUGCCCGGUGAUAUCGCGAAUUCGGAAACUUCAAAAAAGAUCGUCGAAGCAGGCGUCGAAGCGUUCGGGCGAAUCGAUGUGCUCGUCAGUAAUGCGGGAAUUUGUCCAUUCGCUGAGUUCUUGACGAUGCCCUAUGCUAUAUGGGAACGUACCCGACAAGUAAAUUUGGAUGGAUCCUUUUACGUGGUGCAAGCGGUGGCAAACCAAAUGAAGAGCCAGGUCCCCCAAGGCGGAUCUAUCAUCGGUCUGGCUUCCAUUUCAGCGCUCGUGGGUGGCGAAUUCCAAUGUCACUACACGCCGACAAAGGCAGGUAUCGUGUCGAUGAUGCAAAGUUGUGCUAUCGCUCUUGGGAAGUAUAACAUACGCUGCAACGCUAUACUUCCUGGCACGAUUGCCACAGACAUCAAUAAAGAGGACCUUGCGAAUGAAGAAAAGCGGGAGUAUACGAUCAAAAGGACUGUGCUCGGGAGACUUGGUGCUCCCGACGACAUAGCUGGGCCUAUGGUGUUCCUUGCCAGCGAUCUUGCAAAGUAUGUCACUGGCGCGCAACUACUAGUAGACGGUGGCCUGUUUGUCAACCUUCAGUAAUAUAUUUUCUCCUGGUGCAACAAAGGAGGAACGAUCGUCUUCCUCGCACGGAGAGCUAGUAUGUGCAUACCAGACACUACUUGUAAUACUCAAUCGAUGCUCAGCCUUGAAUGUUUCAUGU